UCUAGUUUAUGUUCUUGAAAGUUUCCCUCUUGUUUUUCGUACAUUUUUUGUGUGGACUCUUCGUAUCUUCACUGCAACCACAUCAUUACCCGAUCGUGGGAUAAAUAAAGUCUAUCCGAUAUAAAGUAUUGUUAGUGUGCACGUCAUCAACUGUCACCUAGUCAUUGUUUACGUGGCAGUUACAUCAGGCGGAUGUGAUGCACGCCAGGCCGCCAGGGGGCGCAUGACAGUUACACCACGUUGUGGGUCAAAAUGUCGACCAGUCACACAAAUCCUACUGAGGCCAUGGCUUUAGUUCUUAGCUGUCCUAUCUGCCUGCAGCUGUACUCUGAGCCGGCCUCUCUGCCCUGCGGUCAUAUCUACUGCCGUGCAUGCAUCGUAGCGCUGGGAGAAGGUCUGGACCAUCACAGCUGCCCAGAGUGCCGGGUGGACUACCAGGGGAACCAGGCGCUUGUGACCAGUUUUAAAAUGUGCAGCGUUGUCCAGUCCUACAAGGCCUCUGCAGCCAAAGGUGCGGCUGACUCCGGUCCAAUUUGUACGGACAGCAACGUGGAGACAAGUGAAUCCAAACCUCAGACUGGACUGACCAAGUUGAAACUGCCGUCUCACGUCACGAAGUUAGCCGCCCAGUUGGAGAUAGCGGAGGAUGCGCUGAAGGAAAAGGAGGCUGAGUUGAUGGCUGCUAACGAGCAGCAGAGAGAGCAAGCAUCCAAACAUCUGCAGCAGGUGAGUGAAGUCCUGCACCAGUACCAAGUGCAGGUGUGGCAGGUGAUCGAAGACGAGCUCUCCCCGGGCGAGGCCAGCAUGAAGCGGACAGUCCACCAGGCUGGUCAGCUGACCCAGCACCUGAGACGCGUCCUGCUCAGAGCAGAGUCUCUAAGCGAGGAAGACCAGGCAGAGUUCCCAGAAGACCUUCAACCGCAAUUCCAGGAUCUGAUCGGAAGACUCACCGGAGACCAUCAGGACCACGUGGAGUCCAAACUCAGCCCGGCUCGGGUCAUUCCCAAGUUGGAGCAAUUGAAGGCGGAGCUCAAUGAAAGACUGGGCGUGAUUCAUCACUCCCUUCGCAACACCUUCAACCCGUCCGAGGUGACCUUCGACCUGGGGACAGCUCACCCUAACCUUGUCCUCUCAGAGGACUUGAAGACGGUGACGUUCAGCGCUACCAAGCUGCCCUACCCGCCGUCACCUCAAAGAUUCACAAGCUUCCUCCAGGUGCUCAGCUCCCAGAGCUUUUACCAAGGCGAUCACUGCUGGGAGGUGGAGCUCGACGGCGCCCCCUGGAUCGUUGGUGUGUGCAACGGCAGGACACUGGAGCGAAGCGGCCUGCCCUCAGCUCUGGAAAGCAGCCGGGGCUCCUGGUGCCUAAUGUGGUUCGAGAACUUGCUGACAGCCUUCCAGCGGGGCCGGGAUGUGCCGCUGAUGAGGACCACGGUCUCCUGCAGGCUGGAGAUCAGGCUGAGCUGCAGCAGCCGCACGCUGAGCUUCUACAACAUCGGCUCCGGUGCUGGGAAGACGCUGGUGCACGCUUGUGAGGUGGACCUGACUGAACCUGCACACCUGGCCUACAGGAUGAUGUCAGGGCACCCCAAAGCACGUAUCACAAUCAUCUCAUAAUCUUAGCUUGGGAGUCCAAAGGCUGGCUUUUGUGACACACUUCCUGUUUCAACACUAAUCACACACAGUUCCGGGAUGCAGUUGUGAAUGAUUUCAUAUAUAUGCUGUAUAUACAAAAUUUUACUGUAAAAUAGUGUUUUGUUUGUUUUUUGUUGUUGUUUUUUACAACAUUUUACGGUAAAUGGAAAAACAUUACCAAUGUUUUUUGGGGGUUUUACGUAAAAAGCUGGCAGCUUAGUUGCCAGAAUUUUACUGUUAAAUGAACAUUGGUUUUUACAACAAUAUAUUGUUCAUGGAAAAACAGUACAAGUUCUUUUUUUAUUCUGGCAACUUAGCUGCCAGUUUUUCUACCGUAAAAACAAAUGUACCGUCUUUCCAUUUACAGUAAUACACCGUUAAAAACAACCCUAGAUCUUACAGUCAAAAACUGGCAGCUCAGUCAACACAAUUUUACAGCAAAAAACAGUAAUAUAUAUAUAUAUAUAUACACAAAAAUUUUGAUUCGGUACGUACCUCGGUUUAGAGGUCACGGUUCGGUUCAUUUUCGGUACAGUAAGAAAACAACAAAAUAUAAAUUUACCAAUUUUGUAAACAAUGGCUUUAUCCUUUUAACAUUGGGAACACUAUAAUAAUUCUGCCCACGUUAAUCAACAUUAAACUGCCUCAAGUUGUUGCUCAGAUGAAAUACAAUGACAAAACUUUUCUUCUACAUAUAAAAAGUGCAACAUUAAACAGUUUCAAGUCAACUCAUCAUGUAAUAUUUAUUACAGCAUUCGGGAAGCUUGUAGUUGACACACACACACCGCAAAAUGAGCUAACGUUACGCUAAAAGCGAAUUAGCCUUCACCUCAAGCCAGGACUGCGAGCGAGCUGAACUGCCUUUUAUAUUUCUAGAAGGUCAACAGGCUCAUAUUGAUGUUAGUAGUAGUUGACUGGGAGGUGUUUAUUAUAAUUUCAGGAGAGUCCGCUGCUUAUUGCUUACCUGCUA
This is a messenger RNA of Entelurus aequoreus (snake pipefish), 2605 nucleotides long. RefSeq names its product tripartite motif containing 107 (gene trim107). NCBI's taxonomy places the organism in Eukaryota, Metazoa, Chordata, Actinopteri, Syngnathiformes, Syngnathidae. The record is from RefSeq and is a predicted model, not a curated record. Bases 253 to 1617 code for a protein of 454 amino acids. The transcript has 2 exons.